AUGGAUACAGAGGAUUCAUAUGAAUGUGCUUGCCCGGCUGGAUACAUUGAUGUAUCACCGGACACUGCUCAGAAACCGGGAAGGCGAUGCUUACUGAGUCGACACGAUUGCUCGCCAAAUGCAGACUGCGUGGACACUGCCGAAUCAUAUAUCUGCAAGUGUCGCGAUGAUUUCGUAGACGAAUCACCGGAUACCAAAAAUCGCCCAGGAAGAAUCUGUCGUCCGGCGCUGAUCGAUGAGUGCAGGCUUGGCAAGCACGACUGUAGCCAAAAUGCAGUGUGCCAAGAUUUACCGCAAGGUUAUACAUGCCACUGCAAGUCCGAAUUCAUCGACCAGAGCCCGAAUCGAGCUUCAUUGCCCGGACGUCUAUGUGUUCCAAGACCAACAGCACCACCCGAGGAAUGCCGAAUCGAUGACAGUGCAUCGUCGUGCAAAGAGGAACUUAAUGAGGUUUGUCGACUGAUCAAUGGUAAGCCGAAAUGCGCAUGUCCAAUAAACUACAGCCGUGAUCCGACUACAAAAUCGUGCACCACCAUCGAUGAGUGUCAGUUCCCGCAGUUGAACGAUUGUCAUCCUAGCGCUGAGUGCAUCGAUAAGCCGGUCUCCUACACGUGCCGCUGCAAGCAGGGUUUCAAGGAUAUAUCACCGGGUGACAAGCCUGGUCGUGUCUGCCAACCAUACGUUAAUGAAUGCCAGUUCCCGCAUCUCAAUGAUUGCCACCAGAAUGCGGAAUGCAUCGACAAGGAGGACGGUUACGAGUGUCGCUGCAACCAGGGCUAUAUGGAUCGACAACCCGAGCGACCAGGCAGGCUGUGCAAAAAGAGGGUGGACGAGUGCGCGAAACCCGAACUCAACAGCUGUGACAAAAAUGCGAACUGCAUCGAUGAGGAAGAGGGGUAUCGGUGUGAAUGCAAAGAUGGAUAUUUGGAUGUGUCGCCAUCGCCCACAUUCCGCGGCCGUGCAUGCCGUGCUCUCAUUAACGAGUUUGUUGUUUUUUUGUAUUCUUGCAUAAAUCGUAAAAACCCACUGUGGUGUAAAAUACAUUUCGGCACCGAUCUGAUAAUUGAGAUUCUUAGUAACAUCUCGCUUUUUGGUUACCUUGUCGCAAUAGGAUGA
Gongylonema pulchrum is the source of this 1116-nucleotide messenger RNA. NCBI's taxonomy places the organism in Eukaryota, Metazoa, Nematoda, Chromadorea, Rhabditida, Gongylonematidae. The record is from the annotation of a GenBank genome assembly.